Neohortaea acidophila is the source of this 375-nucleotide messenger RNA. RefSeq names its product mitochondrial distribution/morphology family 35/apoptosis. The record is from RefSeq and is a predicted model, not a curated record. Bases 121 to 369 code for a protein of 82 amino acids. The transcript has a single exon. NCBI's taxonomy places the organism in Eukaryota, Fungi, Ascomycota, Dothideomycetes, Mycosphaerellales, Teratosphaeriaceae.
UCGAGUACGACAUUCAAGAGUUCAUGUUACAACACCUUGCUCUCUCACUGCGAACACUCGCACGACAACUACUCCCGCCGCUCAAACACCUCCACAGCCUACCUCCCGACCGAUGCCACCAUGUCCGCCUCCCUAGCACCGGAAUGCAAUGUACUCAAAGAACGCUACGACAGCUGCUUCCUCAAGUGGUACAGCGAGAAAUACCUGCGCGGGAACGCAACGCAAGAUGAAUGCGCGCCGCUGUUCAACGCCUACAAGGCGUGUUUGAGCAAGGCGCUCAAGGAGCGAGGGAUCGAUCAGAUGGUCGACGAGGCUAGGAUGGACAACAAGGACAACGAUGCGCAGUACAUGAAGCCGGCGGGUGGAUGAGGAGGA